This is a messenger RNA of Leucoraja erinaceus (little skate), 6776 nucleotides long. RefSeq names its product STE20/SPS1-related proline-alanine-rich protein kinase-like. Gene Ontology annotation, molecular function: protein serine/threonine kinase activity; ATP binding. The transcript is spliced from 16 exons. Lineage: Eukaryota; Metazoa; Chordata; Chondrichthyes; Rajiformes; Rajidae. Bases 301 to 1869 code for a protein of 522 amino acids. The record is from RefSeq and is a predicted model, not a curated record. Gene Ontology annotation, biological process: protein phosphorylation.
ACACACACACACACACACAAUAUAUAGCGCCAGGAGGGGCGGAGCCCAAGGAACCGCGAGUCCGGCCUGUGUUUCCUCCCUUACCGAGUGGAAAGAGGGAGAGAGAGGGAGACUGCGGGGGGAAAUGAGGCCUAAUGACAUUUGUUGUGCUUUCAGGGACACCUCUUAUCGCGAUGUGGACAUUCGCACCAACGGGACCCAGCGUCCUGUGCCACCUCACAGGCGGGCGUUGCACGAACCAUUGUUAGUUUUAGAGAAAUAUAACAAUGGCAAACUUGUCGAUUAUACGACUGAGUGACAAUGAAAGACUUGUUAUGUAUGUGUGAAAAUAGUGACGAGCAGUUAGCGAAACGGUCCCUGUUCUCAUAUUGUGAGCUGUGUGUAUGCGUGUGUGUCUGUGUAUAUAUAAAGUUGCUGAGCGCUCUGUCCACAGCUGCCUCUCGCCGCAUUGUGACUAACAGCAUCAUGGCGGAAGAGCUGCUCGCCGGGUCCCAGUGGCCAAAUUCAAGAGAUGCCUAUGAGCUUCAGGAAAUCAUCGGCUGCGGGGCUACUGCCGUGGUACAGGCAGCUCUCUGCAAACCCAAAAAUGAGCGGGUGGCGAUAAAGAGAAUAAACCUGGAGAAAUGCAACACGAGCAUGGACGAGCUGCUGAAAGAGAUUCAAGCCAUGAGUCAGUGCAAUCAUCCCAAUGUCGUGGCCUACUUCACCUCAUUUGUUGUGAAGGAUGAACUCUGGCUGGUCAUGAAGCUGCUGAGUGGAGGCUCUAUGCUGGACAUAAUCAGGAAGACAGUGAGCAGGAAUGAACACAGGACUGGCGUGCUGGAUGAACCAGUAAUUGCAACUGUUCUCAAAGAGGUGCUGGAGGGCUUGGAUUAUCUGCAUAGGAAUGGACAGAUACACAGGGACGUUAAAGCUGGUAAUAUUCUACUUGGAGACGAUGGAUCUAUACAAAUCGCAGAUUUUGGCGUUAGUGCCUUUCUGGCUGGUGGUGGGGAUAUGACCAGAAAUAAAGUGCGCAAAACCUUUGUGGGAACUCCGUGCUGGAUGGCCCCUGAAGUGAUGGAACAGGUACGAGGUUACGACUUCAAAGUCGACAUCUGGAGUUUUGGAAUAACGGCAAUUGAACUGGCAACGGGAACAGCACCGUAUCACAAGUACCCACCAAUGAAGGUUCUGAUGGUGACUCUCCAGAACGAGCCCCCUAUUCUCGAGACGGGUGUAGAAGACAAGGAGAUGGUGAAGAAGUAUGGCAAGUCCUUCCGUAAACUGAUUGCCCUGUGUCUGCAGAAGGACCCUACAAAGAGGCCCACUGCAGCAGAGCUGCUGAAGCACAAAUUCUUUCAGAAAUCAAAGAAUAAAGAUUAUUUGAUGGAGAAGUUGUUGGGACAACCACAAUGCAGAGGGCAAAGGGACCCAAAGACGAUGCGCAUGCAAGGGUCGAGUGGUCACUUGUACAAAACUGAGGACGGAGGCUGGGAAUGGAGCGACGAUGAAUCGGGUGACGGAUACGAAGAAUCAAAACCUGCCGCCUAUCAGAAAGCGGGGCCAUCAGGAAGUUCAUCACAUCUGAUGAACCAGGGUGGACCUAUUCUCCUUGUUCUACGAUUGAGGAAUUUACAAAGGCAGUUGAAUGACAUCAGAUUUGAGUUCACUCCAGGCAGAGACUCUGCCAUCGGCGUUUCUCAGGAACUUGUUUCUGCAGGUUUAGUGGACGAGUUUGACAUGCUGGUUGUGGCGAACAACCUGCAGAGACUAAUCGAUGACCCUCAUUCGAACAGGACACUCACAUUUAGACUGGUCUCUGGCUGUGAGGGUUACAGCCCAGACGAAACCAAACUCAUUGGAUUUGCACAGCUCAGCAUGAGAUGACAAUCGUGCUCAGAAAGCGGUACCAAAGAAUUCUGGGACGCCUCUAUCAACACCACCUGAACCUCCCCUGCCCUUCCCCAAGAGCACUUUAUAUGAUUCUGUUUCAUUCUCAUGCUUCAACUAUCAAUGUAGUAGACCUAGCACUAGAAUCUGCUCCACGUUCUUAGCCAUAUGCCAUAUGCAAUGGGCUUAUGCCUCUUUGAAUAGAGUCAAGUGUCUUAAUUAAAUUGCAGAAUUAUAAAAUAGAGGCAAGUUCAUCCCCCUCCCUCUUGCAAUCUAGGUUCAGCAUUAGGGUAAGAAAAGGUCUUAGAAAAGGACUGUACUCAGGUCAUUUCAUUUUUAUUAUUAAAAUUUCCCCUCUGGGUUUGGAGUAAUCACACCCUCUUGUCCUGCCCAGAAUUGGCAUUUGAAAAUUGUUUUUUGGGCUUAAUUUUCCUUAAGGUAGAUAUACAAAUGCUGCAGUACCAGUUGGUAUUAUACUUUGAUACAUUCUCAGCAGUGAGAUAAUUCAGUAUGGCUUAACCAUUCUCAUGCCCUCAGAACUCAGUCACCAAUUAAACAUGGGAGGAUAAUUGAGUCAGUGGCAAUAUAGGAAGAUUAAAGAACUACCGUUAGAAAUGGCCAGUCUCUUGCACAGAGAUGACCAGGCGAGUGAGAGCAGUGUGUGUGUGUGUGUGUGUGUGUGUGGAAGGAUUGUUAUGGGGGAGGUAGUUACAAUAUGGUUGGAUCCCUAUCUGACUGGUUAGAGCAGAGGCCCCUUCUCCUGCUUAACAAACAUCUGCUUCUUGCAAGCCAGACGUUUUCAGUGCAAAACCUGACCCUGUGCCAGUGUUUGUCACAGCAUGAACCUUGUGAUGAAGGUCAGGGCUGUGGGGUGGACUCAGUACGUACCAUGGCCCUUCAGUAUUGGGCAGCCUUGUAGUAGGCCCCCCUCGGUUAUGACUGACCAUGGGUGAUGCAUCCUAUUUUGCAGAUAAUGUGUGGUCGGAAGCAAGCUUGGGCAGCCUGGUAGUUCAGUGGGAUGUGGCUGGAUUUAAGGAUAAUUUCUCCUCGAGCUUCCCCUCCCAACGUUAGGCGGCUCACCAUUAAAGCAGAGAAUAUUUCUCAUAUCUAGAAACACACGGCCGUGCCUGCUGUUCAGCCUGGAAGUUAAUCUGACUCCCAUCUGUGUGUGAGCUUGCAGAUGAAAGAAGGCUUUUCUGUGGCAUAAUGCGAUGGAAGGAAGGUGCAGGGGAGCAGAGCCGACGGGCUGAUCUUUCUCUGCUGAACGAUAAGAUGCAGAUACAAACUAAAUGUUUUGGGGAAAAAAAAAGUUGCUGGGGGGUUUGUGGGAAGCGACAGACCCAUUCGAGAACUCUUUCAUUCUAGGAUUGGGGCAUUCCCUAAAGCACACAGAUUUCUGUCACCCAGAUCCUUGAAUCAUAGUGUGUUGGCUUCAGUCCAGCCACAAUUUGUAUGCCAGUUAGUGGGAGAUUCUCUAAAGCAUAGAACUAUAGGAAUAGCAAAUAAGCAGUGCCUCUCUGGAUUAGACUUGAAUUUAGGCAGCACAAACUUGAGUACUUAGUUUGCACUUAGCCAUGCUAUUAUAUCUCGGGGGAAGAGUGUGGUGGUAGGGAAUCGUGGGAUGCCCUUGUUGGUUAGAAGCAGAAGUUAAUUGCAAAUUGCAACGAUGCCUGUAGGCAAUGUUCCCCUGGAGUGACGCAGAAUUCCUGGGUAGCUCCAGCCCGUCCCCUUCUCUGUCCUUGGAGCCUUGCCCGUGCAAAGAUUUGAAGCUGAACACUUGUGGGUUUGACGCCAACUCCAGCCUCAAAUUCCAGGGGCAGGAAGUGGCUGCUUCUCAUUUGGAAGGGGAAGGGGGGUAGAGGGAGGAAAAGGAGAGCUGCUCCUCCUCCUGAAAAACCAAAGAUUGAUAGGACCUGUUGACCUGGACAACUCAGGUAGUGGGAGCUGUGAACCCCGACAACCAAACGUAGACAGAGCAGAAACUAUUGUGAACUGAACCGUUAGUAGCUGUGAAGCUCCUAGGUCUUGCCCUGCUCCACUAUACUCUCAGAAAUCAGUCAAGGGAGAGCUAAGGCAACCAGAGGUCAACAGACGAGGCUGUUCCACUGAACCAAAUAAAUGUGAUAGCAAUCAGGCAGUGUUGACUUGUGUGUAAGUGUGUGUCCUCAAGAAAGUUAGCACUGAGACAGGUUUUCAGAGGGAUCAGGAACUCAUUUUCAGCAGGGUCGACCCCUGCACAGUUCAGGUUUAGAUGCAACAUUAGAGGGGGGUGGGAAAUCUUCCUCAAAUAGGUUUGGUUAGCACGGCUCCAGUGGCAGAGCACCUGCCGCACUUGGUGAAGGAGAGCCCGAGGCCGGUAAGAUGUGCUCCCAGUUUCACUGCCUUCAGCCACGCUGAGAGGAUUAAAGUGGCCACCAACAUAUCAGGGCAAAGGAAAACACUUCUCGCUGUGAUCUCCACUCAGCAUUCAGGAUAAUAUCUGAAACGUGGUCCAUUGCGACUGAAGCUACAGUGUUACACCGCAGGGGAGAGGGGAUUGAAUGGUUCUCCCAUCCUACCGAGCUCGGUCCCCAGCCUGGUUGCCAGAGUCAGUCAGCUUGCCAAGUUGGAGCAGAGAAAGAAAAUUGGCAGCUUAACCCAGCAGUGACACUUGGGAGGAGAACCCCCUCCAUAAAUUGUGGUUAAAGAGCAGGGAGAGAAAUGUUGUUUGUGGAUUGGUAGGGGAAGAGUUUUUAAAAGAUAUAUAGAUAUAGGGGUUUGGUAGAAAUCAGGUUGCGUUAUCUGGGGCCAUUCUAAUUCAUAAAGUGGGACACAGACUCUGGGUAGGGCAUGUCAGUUGUUGGCGUCCAGUUUAAAGUGGGCACAGGGGGUGUGCAUCACUGUUUAUUCUAAUCACAGAUGUGCAAUAGCCAAUAUUCUGGCACUGGGACAGGGCUUUAAUACCAGCGAAGAAAAGGUUAAACAGAGCAGGUGUAAAGAGUUGGCGCUUCAGGUCAAUGACCUCUCUGCAGAUGAAGUUACGGUGAUGUUCAUCAUCCCCAAUCCCACAAACACAGGACUGUUUGGAUUUGGCAAAAUACUGCAACCCUAACAAAUGAUUUUAGGACCAAGCACAGAAGGGGAAACAAGUUCUGUUCAGUGACCAGUAAGUGCACAUGACUGAGGAAAGUGCCUUGUAUUACUGCUUUGUGCAAAGGAUUUACCUGGUUGUGGAUGAGUGUGAAGCAUUGUAAGGAUUUAUUAGUAUACGGGUUUCAGUGUAUAAAUGCUGCUGCUGUUUAUAUCCCAUGGUUACUGGAUAUACUGUAUCCUCUUCAUGGAAGAUUGCCGAAAUGGUGACUAAUAUUUUAUUUAAACAUUUGAUGUGAAUGUGAAGAAUUGUGAAAGGAUUCCACCAUUUUGCAAAUUAUUUUUUGUUCAACAUUGUAGAAUGUGCCAGUAACCAACUUGUUGCCUACUGACGAAGCUCUCCCUAUGGGUGUAACAGGUACACAGUUGUGUCUUUCAAAUACGAUUUAGCCAACCAGUUCACAUGUGCUAUUACAUGCAACCAUUCACAGUACCAGGUUUAUAUGGUGCUGGAUCAAUUUGUCAUCUAACCCUCAGACCCCCAGUGGGGCAAGGUUAAUACAUGCAGCUCUCCAAUGCAGAAGUGCUUUAUAAGCACUCAUCUAUAAUACAACACACGAGGUUGGCAGUCUGCGUAGGAUUUCUGUGGAAACAUUUCAGAUCUAACAUUACUCAUUAUUCAAACUCCAGUUGCACUCAUUCCUGGACCCAGGCCGAGUAAGUAGAUCCUGGUUAGAUAGUUUUAAAGAGUAGAUGACAGCCCCACCAUGGGAACAGCAUCCAGGAGAGAGAUGCCAUUUCUCAAUUAAAAGAAAAGUACACUUUCACUCAGUUCUUCAAUCCAGAAAGUAUGCAGCAAGCUAGGCUGCUUUAACCUGGACUGCUCACUCUCGCUCUCUCUCUCUAUAUCACAGGAGACAAGACUAUCAGCAGAUGUAUAUUACAAACCUACUGACUCCCAGUUAUCUGGACUACACUUCUUCCCACCCUGCCUCUUGCAAAGAUGCUAUUCCCUACUCUCAAUUCCUCUCUGCUCCCAAGAUGAGGUCUGCCAGAGACAUCAUCCUUCAGGGAACGUGGGUUCCCCCUUCUCUCAUACAUGGGGCUUCACUCGUGUCGCUUCUGUGUCCCAUCAUUCUGCUCUUGCUCCCCUUCCCUCCAGACGCCACAAAGUUCCCCUGGUCCUCACCUUCCACCCCACCAGCCUCCACAUCCAACACAUUAUCCUCCGACAUUUCCAUUACCCACUGAUCACAUCUUUGUAUCCACAGUCAUCUUUCCGCAGAGACCGUUCCCUCUGCAACUCAUUGGUUCACUCAUCCCUUGGCACCCAAACCACCACCUCCCCAGGUACUUUCCCCUGCAAUCACAGGAGAUGCAACAUCCGACGUUAUAGCUCCUCCAUCAACUCCAUCCAGGGACACCGACAGUUCUUUCAGAUGAGGUUCACAUGUACCACCUCAACUCAUUUACUACAUCCAGUGUUCCCGAUGUGGGUUCCUGUACAUCGGCGAGACCAAACAUACUCAGUGACAGUUUUGCUGCUGAACACUUACGUUUGGUCCGAUGGCCUAGGGGAUCUCCAGGUUGCUAAUCAUUUAAACCUCUCCAAACAACUGGCUUUCAGAAGGAGGAUUUUCCUCCCAGGAUAUCAAUUGAAAAGAUGCAUCUUUUUAAAAUAAAACAUGAAAUUGGAUGUGUUGGGAAAGACAACUGUAGAGUACUUUGUACCAUAGAAAGAGCUUUGGUGAAUCGGUGGGAGUUGAGAAGCAGUUGAUGGUUUGUUUGCUCCCACUCCUACAUUCUGAAAAUGUCACAAGUAAAGCAACCACAAC